Aureococcus anophagefferens is the source of this 2091-nucleotide messenger RNA. RefSeq lists its product as hypothetical. The record is from RefSeq and is a predicted model, not a curated record. Gene Ontology annotation, molecular function: catalase activity; heme binding. The transcript has 7 exons. Lineage: Eukaryota; Pelagophyceae; Pelagomonadales; Pelagomonadaceae. Gene Ontology annotation, cellular component: cytosol. Gene Ontology annotation, biological process: hydrogen peroxide catabolic process; cellular response to hydrogen peroxide. Bases 1 to 2091 code for a protein of 696 amino acids.
AUGAAGCUCGAGCGCGAGCUGUCGACGUCCGAGCGCGACGCCUUGCAGGCGUCCAUCUCCGAAAAGCUCGCGGAGAUCCUCGGCGUCGCCUGCGAUCCCGUGCUCGCGGAGUACACGAUCGUCCUCGUGUCCAAUGGGAAGACGAUGGAGGAGCUCCGCGAGGCCAUGAACGAGAUGAUCGGCCCGGACAUGUCCGCGUCGCUCGCGGCGUGGCUCGGCGAGGAGCUCAAGCCGCUCGCCGACGCGCCGGCCGCGCCGGCCGACGCCGCGGCGGCCGACGCCGCGGCGGCCGCGGGCGACGACGCGGCCGCGGCGCCCGCGGACGGCGACGACGCGCCGCCGGCGAAGAAGGCCAAGGUCGACGACGGCGAAGCGCCGGCGGGGCCCGUGCUCUCCUACUCGGGCCGCGGCCGGGGCCGCGCGCGCGGCCGGGGCCGCGGCCGCGGCAAGGGCCGGUCGCGGGGCUCCUGGGGCGGCUCCUGGGGCUCCUGGGGCGGCCGCGGCGCCUGGGCCGCGCCCGCGAACAAGAGCUGGGCCGCCGUGGAGAUGAGUAGGAGGAUGAGCUUAUUAAUUUACGUUGCGAUGGGCUGCCCCCGCCGGCUCGUGGGCCUCGCGGUCCUCUUCGCCGCGCGGCGGUCCGCGGGCGAGCCGUCGCUGCGGGCCGGGGGCGCCCGGAGCGACGACGCCUACGCCUACGGGUCCUUCGACGACGCGCCGGCGCCCGAGCGGCCGGACGCGGCGGCGGACGUCGUCCUGGCGGCCCCCGCGCGGAACGCGUCGACCAUGUCGUGGCUCGAGAUCGCCCGGGCCCUCUUCGUCGAGGAGGGGUCGACGUGCCUCCUCACGGGCGGCGGCGUCGUGCCCUACUUCAACUCGUGCGUCGGCUGCUCGUUGACCGCGGCGCACCAGUGCGUGUCCGACAUGCGCGCGAACGUGUCCUUCAACGUGCCCGUGGGCUGCAACAUGGACUCCGUCGGGAGCCUCGCGGGCUACCGGCCCAACAUCAAGAAGAUCGAGAACCGGCGCUGCUGCCCGCGGCUGGUCAACAUCGACAACGAGUUCACGUGGGCCUACCGCGACGCGCUCCGCUGCCUCACGAACAUCUACUGCGAGACGUCCGACGGCGUGUUGACGGGCGCGUUCCCGACCAUCGCGGACAUUCCCCCGUACCGCGCGCGGACGCGCCACUUCUCCGGCGCCCGCGACAAGUCGCGCCACGGCGAGGCGGGCCACGAGGUUCUCCUGGCGGCGACGCUCGAGAAGCUCCGCGCCAUCGCGAAGGCGUCGGGCAUCGCCCUCGCGGACCUCGCCGUCGCCUGGCCUCUGGCCAAGGGCGCCGCGUGCGUCGUCGCCGGCGCGACGAAGGCCCACCAGCUCGAGGCGAACGUCAAGGCCGCGAACCUCGACCUGCCGCCGGCGCUCGUCGCGGAACUCGACGCGGCGACGGACGAGCUCAAGCAGGCCAUGGGCGCGAACGCGGACCUCUGGCAGGGCGUACACGCGGACGGCACGGACGACGGCCGCAUCCGCAGAAGCAUCAUGGGCGGCGGCAAGGGCAGCGGCGGCCAGGUCCACGACAUCAAGCAGCGGCUGCGCGCCAUGCCGCCGCCGCCGCCGGCCGGCAAGUGCCCGUUCCACACGAACAAGGCCGCCGCCGACGCGACGUCGCAACCCUGGUGGCCCGCGGACUACGGCCACUGCGGCCCGUUCUUCAUCCGCAUGGCAUGGCACAGCGCGGGCACCUACCGCACCUUCGACGGCCGCGGCGGCGCGAACAGCGGCAACCUGCGCUUCGCGCCGCUGAACUCCAGAAGCAUCAUGGGCGGCGGCAAGGGCAGCGGCGGCCAGGUCCACGACAUCAAGCAGCGGCUGCGCGCCAUGCCGCCGCCGCCGCCGGCCGGCAAGUGCCCGUUCCACACGAACAAGGCCGCCGCCGACGCGACGUCGCAACCCUGGUGGCCCGCGGACUACGGCCACUGCGGCCCGUUCUUCAUCCGCAUGGCAUGGCACAGCGCGGGCACCUACCGCACCUUCGACGGCCGCGGCGGCGCGAACAGCGGCAACCUGCGCUUCGCGCCGCUGAACUCAUAG